This is a messenger RNA of Talpa occidentalis (Iberian mole), 1892 nucleotides long. RefSeq names its product solute carrier family 30 member 3 (gene SLC30A3). Gene Ontology annotation, biological process: zinc ion transmembrane transport; response to zinc ion. Gene Ontology annotation, cellular component: plasma membrane. NCBI's taxonomy places the organism in Eukaryota, Metazoa, Chordata, Mammalia, Eulipotyphla, Talpidae. Gene Ontology annotation, molecular function: zinc ion transmembrane transporter activity. The record is from RefSeq and is a predicted model, not a curated record.
AUGGAGCCCUCCCCUGCCGCGGGCUCGGAGACCACGCGGCUGGUGAGCCCCCGGGCCCGCGGCGGCGCGGCUGGCGGCCUGCGCCUCAAGAGUCUCUUCACAGAGUCCUCAGAGGCCCUCUCAGAGGAGUCCAAACCUGUGGAAAUGCCCUUCCACCACUGCCACCGGGAUCCCCUGCCGCAGCCGGGUCUCACCCCCGAGAGGCUGCAGGCACAGAGGCAGCUGUGUGCCGCCUGUGCCGUGUGCUGUGUCUUCAUGGCAGGGGAGGUGGUCGGUGGGUAUCUGGCGCACAGCCUGGCCAUUAUGACUGACGCAGCCCACCUGCUGGCUGACGUGGGCAGCAUGGUGGGCAGCCUCUUCUCCCUCUGGCUUUCCACCCGUCCAGCCACCCGCACCAUGACCUUUGGCUGGCACCGCUCAGAGACUCUGGGGGCUCUGGCCUCUGUGGUUUCCCUCUGGAUGGUCACUGGCAUCCUCCUGUACCUGGCCUUCAUUCGUCUGCUGCACAGCGACUACCACAUCGAGGGGGGUGCCAUGCUGCUGACCGCCAGCAUCGCAGUCUGUGCCAACCUGCUAAUGGCCUUUGUGCUGCACCAGGCUGGCCCCCACCACAGCCAUGGGUCCCAUGGGGCAGAGUAUGCACCGCUGGAGGAAGGGUCCGGGGAGUCCCUGCCCCUGGGGAACACCAGCGUCCGAGCAGCCUUUGUGCAUGUGCUGGGGGACCUCCUGCAGAGUCUUGGGGUGCUGGCUGCCUCCAUUCUCAUCUACUUCAAGCCUCAGUACAAGGCAGCUGACCCCAUCAGCACCUUCCUCUUCUCCAUCUGUGCCCUUGGAUCCUCGGCUCCCACCCUAAGAGAUGUUCUCCGUGUCCUCAUGGAAGGUACCCCCCGAAAUGUGGGGUUUGAGCCGGUACGGGAUACACUUUUGUCAGUGCCAGGAGUCCGGGCAACUCAUGAGCUGCACCUGUGGUCUCUGACGCUCACUUACCACCUUGCCUCUGCACACCUGGCCAUUGACUCCACGGCUGACCCCGAAGCUGUCCUGGCUGAAGCCACAUCCCGGCUCCACUCCCGGUUUGGAUUCUCCAGCUGCACCCUGCAGGUCGAGCAGUACCAGCCCGAGAUGGCCCAGUGCCUGCGCUGCCAGGAGCCCCCCCAAGCCUGAGCCGCUGUCCCAGCUCCACCCCACUGCCAGGCCCAGCCUCAGCCCUGGACUCAUCACCUGCCUCCCUGCUCAGAGAAGGGACAGAGCCGGGGUCAUACCCCUUCCGCUCUCCUUCCUUCCACCUGCCAACUACCAGCCCCCAGCCCUCGCAGGCAAGACCAAAGUGUGUCAGGGAGUGGGGCUGAACAGAUUUGGCCAUUUCUGGAGCGGGCAUCCUGGGCCUCAAUGCAGUGGGGGUGGUAGGUCUUGGGGUCCCCUAUUCCCCAUGGUCCGGGAAGCCACUAGUGUCCUUUCCGUGCAGUUCAUUUGUCCGUGUGGCAGGCUGGCUGGCUGGGGGCAUCUGCCUGUCUGUGUGCUGUCGGUGUGCCUAUGCCCGGGGGAGGUCAGCAGGGGCCCCCUCCCCACCUGGCCCUCGCGCUGUCUAUGCAGGAGCCCCAAAACUCGCACUUUGUCUCUGUGUUCUAGCCCUGUGGUUUUGUCUCCGUGUGUGUUUCUUGGUGCUGUGGCCUGUGUGUGUCUGUGCCUGUGUGGCUGUGCUAUGGUCUCUAUGGGUCUGCACCAUCCCUGUAAGUGUCUGGGGGUCUGUCUGUCGCUCCCUCUUUUGGUGCUGUGCCCUCGGCUAUCCCAGAGAGAGGGAGGACUCUACCACAGCUCCACCAAUAAACUUGUGUCUGACUGCAUCUUUUAGCAGCUUCACUGACUCCUGAGGAGGGGAGUAGAAUUGCCCA